Molecule: messenger RNA, 696 nt
Organism: Penicillium robsamsonii
Lineage: Eukaryota; Fungi; Ascomycota; Eurotiomycetes; Eurotiales; Aspergillaceae
Product: Cytochrome P450
Exons: 2
Coding region: 1-696 (231 amino acids)
Molecular function (GO): oxidoreductase activity, acting on paired donors, with incorporation or reduction of molecular oxygen; iron ion binding; monooxygenase activity
Source: RefSeq, a predicted model, not a curated record
AUGGCCUCCCAAAUCAACCUCGACGGCCACUCCCUAAUGGAAAAGCUCAAGCGCAAAGAAUCAAGCCUGGAACUAAUGCAAGCCGCCGCAGAAUGCAAAGACCACAUGGCCGCCGGCAUCGACACAACAGGCGAUGGUCUGUGUUUCUUAAUGUGGGAGCUCUCACAGCCUCAGAACCUCUGUUUCCAGCAACGUCUUUACAAAGAGCUCACCGCUGCACCGGCCAAUGCACCCUUGGAUAGCUACGUAUAUCUCGACGCUGUCAUUAAAGAGGCGCUGCGGUGUGCGCCACCUAUUCCGAUGUCGUUGCCUCGCUAUGUACCUGCUGGUGGGAGGGAGAUUGAUGGGUAUGUCGUUCCGGAGCAUACUAUUGUUAGCUGUCAGCCUUAUUCGGUGCAUCGGAUCAAUAAGAGUGUCUUCCCUGAGCCUGAUCGGUUCAAUCCUGAGCGAUGGCUUGUUGAGGAGGGGGCUACUGAGCGGAAUAGGCUUUUCUUUUCCUUUGCUACGGGUGGGAGGGGGUGUACUGGGAAAAAUCUUGCGCUUGUUGAGAUGAAGAUGCUGCUUCGGGAAGUAUAUUCUCGUUAUCGGACGGUGGUGGCUUCGGAUAUGACUGCUUCGAUGAAGCUGGAUGAUCAGAUUAUCUCUUCGAGGCCCGAGGGGCAGAGCUGUAAGCUAGUCUUUGCGGCUGUAGAGUGA